Molecule: messenger RNA, 2218 nt
Organism: Rhizophagus irregularis DAOM 181602=DAOM 197198
Lineage: Eukaryota; Fungi; Glomeromycota; Glomeromycetes; Glomerales; Glomeraceae
Source: RefSeq, a predicted model, not a curated record
UCUUUUGGGAAUUUUUUUAUGAAAAUUUAGGUACUUUUUUUCUUUUUUCACAAAAAAAAAAUAAAAAAAAAUGGCUACUCAAGAAAAUGUGGUAGUAGAAGAUUCUACCGAAUCUUUUAUUAAUGAUAAAACAAAAAAAAAUUUGGAAAUAGAAACUUCUAAUUAUAAUUUCGCUUCACCAAAUAAUCCUCUUUAUGAUUUAAUUGAAAGACAAGCAAAAGAAUUUGAAGAAUUUGGAAAAAGAAUGAGUUUGGAUUUACAAAAUUUUUAUAAAGAAUAUUUGAAUCGACAAAAAGGGAUGAAUAAAGUGAAAAAUGGUUAUAAUGAAAUAGAAAAAGUUUGUAAAGAAUUUGAAGAAAAGAUUAUUUUACAAUCACAAUUAAUUGAAUCUCUUAAAGCUCGUAUUGAAGAAUUAGAAACUGAUUCUAUUGUAAAAGAUCAAGAUAUUAAAAUUCUUCGUAAUGAAUUUAAUGAAUCUGUUAAAACUUUAUCAGAACAAGAUAAUGAAAAAUAUCAGAGACGUGAUUCUUUAACUGAUCAAUUUAGCGAAAUAUUAAAUUUGGAAUCUUUUAACGAUUCUAUUAAUGAAAUAAAUGGAGAUGGUGCAAUUUUCUUGCAUGAAACUAUUGAAACUAGAUCUGGGUCAAUAAUUUUAAGAUGUAAAGAAUGUGGUAAAAACUUUAGAAAUCAUGUAAGAUUUAUGUAUCAUGCUAAAGAAAAACAUCAAUAUAAGUGGUUAUGUUUAGUUUGUUAUCAAGUAUUUUUAUCUGGAAGGGAUCGUGGCAUUCAUAUGAGAAAAAAUCAUAAAAAAGAUUAUUCUUGCACUUUAUGUACAAAGGCAUGUUAUGAUAUAACUGGAUUAAGAGAGCAUUUUCGUGCAAAACAUCCUGGUUCGACCUUUCCACCAACUCAACCAUCUAUUCCAUCACAACCUUCUAUUCUAUCACGAUCAUCUUUUCCAUUACGACUACAACCAUUCGUUCCAUUAACAUCCGUCCCAUCCCAAUCAUCCAUCCCAUCGCAACCAUCGCAAUCAUCCAUCCCAUCGCAACCAUCGCAAUCGUCAAUUCCAUUAACAACACCACAAACCACAUUUGGAAAAUUUAUUCAUGAAAUUAUACCUUACAAAUUUCCAACAAAACAUGUACCUCCUUUUCAAUUGAAAUGUAAAAUUUGUGGAGCUUUAUUUAAUACUUAUACAACAUUUAUUAAGCAUGCUAAAUCAAAACAUGGAUAUAAAUUAUUAUGUAUCUACUGUUGUCAGUUAUUUCACCAGAAAGCUCCUAGGAAUAAACAUAUGAAAGAAGAUCAUAUUCAUAAAUGUCAAACUUGUGAUAAAGAGUUCCGUAAUGGAGAUGGUUUAAUAAGUCAUUGCAAAGCCAAAAAGCAUAAUGUGGAAGAAGCUAUUCAUUCUGUUUAUUCAAAACUAAGAGAAUAUCAUUCCGCCCAAGAAGAAAAUUUACAAGAUCUUAAUAUAGAAAAUAUAAUUGAAUCAGCUAACGGAAAUAACGUGAAAGAAAAUCAGAUUCAAGAGGAGAACGAAUUGGAUAAUAUGAAAAAUGGGACUGAAAAGGAUUCAGAUGAUGAUAGUGACUUAUAUUCGUUUGAUGAUGAUGAUGAUAUUGACGAUGAAAAAUCUGCCGACAAUGGAGAUGACGCAGAUGAUGGAGUUAAUUUUCCUAAAUGUGAAGAAUGUCAACUUUAUUUUAGAGAUAAUAAACAAUUAGAAAAUCACAAUAAAUACCAUUACCAAAAUAUCUUCUAACGAUGAAAGAAGUCGACGUAUACAUAUAAUAUUUUUGUGAAGGAUUAAUAUAUUUAAAUAGGAAUCCUAUGUAAUAUGAAAUUUGUUAGAAAGAUAUUUUUAGAAUCGCAAUUUACAUGUAAAUUACGAAUAACUAUUACUCUUCAACAAAUAAAUUUCCUAUUCUCAUUUUUUUUCAAGAAUUUUUCGAAAUGUCUUUUGAUUUCAUAUUUUUUUUUUUCUUUUUGUUCGCUAAUAAUAUUUAUUCUGGUAAAUAUGAUUCCAAUAUAUUAUUUGAUUUACUUAUUAAAAAUGGAUUUUUUUUCCAGUAACUUCAACAAAUAUUGGGCGAAUGGUACCACUGUCAACAUAUUCCAUCACCAAAUAACAAAGAUCAUUUUCUGAUUCUUGAAUCUAAAAAUGGAGAACCGGGUCACUAUUUUUAUAGCGAAACUAAAUCAAGGGGUGGGGUUU